AUGGAUUUGGCGGACAUGCAGAAGUUUAACGAUGGUUAUCGUUAUUUACUUGUCUGCAUUGAUGUCUUUUCCAAGUGUGCAUGGAUAGUCCCGUUGAAAAACAUGACAGGUCCUACACUGGUCGAAGCUUUCAAGGUCAUUUUAACAUCUGGACGCAAGCCCGAAAAGAUCACGACCGAUCAAGGAACAGAAUUUCUAAACAAACAUUUCCGAGCAUUGAUGAAAGAAGACAUCAAACUGUACAAUACAUACAAUGAAACGAAAGCUUCUAUCGUGGAACGUCUGAUUCGUACUUUAAAGACCAAAAUGUGGCGCUAUUUUACAGCAAAGAAAACCAUGCGAUACGUAGACAUUUUACCCAAUCUGGUCUAUUCUUACAAUCACAGUGUUCACCGUAGCAUCAGGACAAGACCCAUGGACGUUACUGCUGGGAACGAGAAGGAAGUGUGGCACACCCUGUAUGAUGAGGAUAACGUAGCAAAAAAUGUAAAGUACAAGUUCAAGAUCAGCAAUCAAGUGAGAAUUAGCAAGAUGAAACGAACAUUUGAAAAGGGAUACUUGCCGAAUUUCUCCAAAGAGAUCUUUACAAUAAGCAAACAAAUACCUCGUGAUCCUCCAGUGUACAAACUAAAGGAUCUGGACGGUGAAGAACUCAAAGGAACAUUUUACGAGAAAGAGUUGCAAAAGAUCAUUAAGGAAGAUGACGUCUACGAAAUUGAGAAGAUCUUGAAGAAACGUGGACGAGGCAAUAAUGUACAUUAUCUUGUAAAAUGGUUGGGGUACCCCAAUAAAUUUAAUUUGUGGGUACCCGCUUCUGAAAUAAAUAAGAUUUAA
Paramuricea clavata is the source of this 834-nucleotide messenger RNA. Lineage: Eukaryota; Metazoa; Cnidaria; Anthozoa; Malacalcyonacea; Plexauridae. The record is from the annotation of a GenBank genome assembly.